Drosophila kikkawai is the source of this 1341-nucleotide messenger RNA. RefSeq names its product Uch-L5-related (gene Uch-L5R). The record is from RefSeq and is a predicted model, not a curated record. Gene Ontology annotation, biological process: protein deubiquitination; ubiquitin-dependent protein catabolic process. Gene Ontology annotation, molecular function: cysteine-type deubiquitinase activity. NCBI's taxonomy places the organism in Eukaryota, Metazoa, Arthropoda, Insecta, Diptera, Drosophilidae. Gene Ontology annotation, cellular component: cytoplasm.
AAUGUCCAACCUACCUUUCGUGCUGCUGUCACUUGAAAACAAAAUCAAAAAAAUUUAUUUGUUGGAGCCCAUCGUUGCUGAACAUCUACGACAACAACAUUUACGAGAAGAAAAAAUAGCUCUCAAAGUCAUGGCAAAUGUGGAGGACUCGAUGCAACCGAACAACACCGAAGCCGUUACCAAGGUCACCACACCGGAGGACUCCUGGUGUCUCAUCGAGAGCGAUCCGGGUGUUUUCACCGAGCUAAUACGCGGCUUUGGCUGCACCGGUGCCCAGGUGGAGGAGAUCUGGACACUGAACGCUCAUGCCUUCCAUCUGCUGGAGCCCAUACAUGGCCUGAUCUUUCUGUUCAAGUGGGUGCAGGACGACAAGCCGGACGGGCAGGUGGUUAGAAAUUGCAAGGAUGUGUUCUUUGCCCGCCAGGUAAUCCCUAAUGCCUGCGCCACCCAGGCCCUGCUCAGUAUUCUGCUCAAUCUCCGUCACACGGAUAUUGAUUUGGGCGAAACGCUGACUGGCUUCAGGCAAUUCUGCCAGAGCAUGGACCCGGAGAGUCGUGGUCUGUGCCUGGGCAAUGAGGAAAAGAUCCGAACGGUGCACAACUCCUUUGCCCGGCCCGUGCACUUUGAGGUGGAACUGCCGCAGUCACCGAUGGACGAUGAUGUGUAUCACUUUGUGGGUUAUAUGCCCAUCAAUGGACGUCUCUAUGAGCUGGAUGGUCUUCAUGAAGGUCCCAUCGAUCUGGCCGAAAUCAAACGUGGUCAAAACUGGCUGGACGUGGUUCGUCCCAUUAUCGAGGCCCGAAUGCAACGCUAUAGCGUUGGAGAGAUUCAUUUCAAUCUAAUGGCCGUCGUUUCGGAUCGCCAGCGUUGCUAUGAGCGUCAAAUCCAAUUGCUUGUCCACCAGCCACCGCCUUCGCUUAGUCUGGCUGAAAGGCAGGCGGAGAUAGCCAACCUGAGGACCUAUGUCAAGUUCGAGAUGGAAAAGAAGCGACGCUAUCGGCAGGAGAAUCAGCGUCGUCGCCACAACUAUCUGCCCUUCAUAAUGGAGCUGCUGAAGCAGCUGGGCGAGACCAAGCAGCUGAUGCCCAUCUACGAGAAGGCCAAGCAGCGGGCCAUCCAGUACCAGUUGCAGCAGGAUCUGUCGCAGUACGGUCAGAUGCAGUGAACGGAAACUCCAGCUAAGAUGCCAGAAUAAAAUUAUCAAGGUGAAAAGAUAAAACCCAUUUGGCUAGCAAAAGACUUGAUAUCAAAAUUAUAAGUUCAAAGAAGAUUUCAAUGGAGCUCUCUUUAUAAAUACCGUAUUGAGUAUCGUGUUAUGCCCAAUAAAUGGCUUCUAAUGGA